Molecule: messenger RNA, 1023 nt
Organism: Penicillium malachiteum
Lineage: Eukaryota; Fungi; Ascomycota; Eurotiomycetes; Eurotiales; Aspergillaceae
Product: dihydroneopterin aldolase
Exons: 2
Coding region: 1-1023 (340 amino acids)
Biological process (GO): folic acid-containing compound metabolic process
Cellular component (GO): cytoplasm
Molecular function (GO): dihydroneopterin aldolase activity
Source: RefSeq, a predicted model, not a curated record
AUGUCCCAGCCACGCUCAGCAGUCCAUAUCCCUCAACCCCCUCCAGUCCUGGACAACGUCCAGCUCCACGAGAUCCAGCUUCCUCUCCCCGCAGCACCUGAAGCAUGGCACCGACACGGCAAGCCUCAACCCUGCACCGCAAGUCUCAAAAUCUCCUACUCCUCCGCCAUCGCCUCAGCCGCAACAGAUGACGUCUCCCUCUCCAUUGACUACGGAAAACUCUUCCGACGCCUAGAAACCGACGUCCACAACAUUGGCCAGACCCCCUCUUCACCCGAGCACCCGCAUCAUCGAUUGGUCAGUCUGGAAGGUACUCGCCGUGAGGAAAUGAAGACCAGCGCUGCAGGCCAAGAUCCCCGUGUAACGGCUGGAAUUAUCGCUACAGCUGGUCUUGGUCUCCUGGAUGAAACUGCUGCGGGCGUGCGCCGCAUGGCGCAUGUGCGUAGGAGUCCCCGGAAUAGCUUCUCGGGUGUUUCUGAUGUUGGGGCGUCGGCUACUUAUCCCAUUGAGGCGGAUUAUGGACGGUGUGAGGUUUGGUUGCAUCUGCCCAAGGCGUUGCUGAGAGCUGAGGAGGGUCUGCGGUAUCGGAGUGUUACGGUUUGGGGGUACGAGGGUGCCGAGGGAGCGGGAAGAUGCCCUGUUGUUUUGGAGGAAGAGUUCCGCAUUAAUGGGAUUCGGUGCUACUGUAUUUUGGGUGUAAACCCCCACGAGCGAGUUGAGAAGCAGUCUGUUAUUGUCUCGCUUUCGUUUACUGGCCCUGGACAGUUGGCUUGGGGAUCAACUGUUGUUGAUAGCUACCAGGCUAUGACUAGGGCUGUUGCUGAGAAAGUUGAUGAGACCACUUUCCAGACUGUGGAGGCCUUAGCUACCUUUAUUGCUCACAUUGUGACUGUGGACUUUGGUAACGAGCGGGUGACAGUGAAGGUUGAGAAGCCAAGUGCAUUGGCAUUUGUGCAGAGAUCAGGAGUCGAGAUCACCCGAUCCCAAGCAUUCUUCGCUACCCACGAGGUGGCCCGGCGUUAA